Phragmites australis (common reed) is the source of this 1276-nucleotide messenger RNA. RefSeq lists its product as uncharacterized. The coding region runs from base 71 to 1276 and encodes 401 amino acids. The record is from RefSeq and is a predicted model, not a curated record. The transcript is spliced from 6 exons. NCBI's taxonomy places the organism in Eukaryota, Viridiplantae, Streptophyta, Magnoliopsida, Poales, Poaceae.
CUUGGUGUACAAAUAUGGAUCAAGAGUGGAUUGUCCCAAUCCCAACUGCGGCGGCAAAGGAGAUGGGAGAAUGGGGAAUGGCGUGGAAGAUGUAGUUGGCAAUGCCAACAAUUACAUAGGUGAACAAGAGGAGAGCACUGGCAGCAUCCCUAGCCCACUGUUCUCGGGCACAAAACCGAAGAAAAGGCUAAUUUCCAAGGUGUGGGAAGACUUCAUACCCACCUUCGUCGACGAGAAGCUUGCGCGGGCUGAAUGCAUGCUCUGGCACCGGAUCUUCAACUGCACCGGCACCACUAGCGGCCUGCGAAAUCACCAGGGCAAGUGCAGCCCUGGGACUCAGAAGAGGCCAAGGCAGCAGGAGCGCACAUCCUUGCCAUCUACACAGAAGAGCACGGCAGCACUUGGCUCAGAUCCGAAACAGAAGAAGCUCCCAUUCUUGCUAUCCAGCCAAAAUGGAUGCACGGGCACAGCAGACGCAACGCCUGUGCAGAAGGAGCUUCAUCAGAAUGCGUCUCACGAAGGACUUGCAGCACCUGAGCAGAAGAAUCAUGCUUUGCCUUGUAUUUCCACUGACAAGAGUAUGAAGAAUCAGUCUCAUGGAGAAAUUGCAUCUUUUAAGAUACUGACCAUGCACGGGCACCACCCAAGGAUGAUGGAUCAAGAUGGAUUCAAGAAGCUUGUUACUUGGUUGAAUCCUAUGGUCAAGAUGCCGUCCCACUCCGACCUGACACGGAACUUUUGGAACCUGUAUCAGCAAGAAGAGUCCAAGCUUAAGAAGUUAACAGCCUUAUGCAGCCGUGUUUGCUUGAGUGCUUAUAUGUGCCACUACGAUCCACGCUUGGCAUUCUUGUGCUUGAGUGUUUACUACAUCGAUGAUGAAUGGGAGAAGCAACAAAAGAUCAUCAGAUUUCGUCCUGUGGACCCCUCUUGCAGUGCAAAAGAACUGAGUGCUAUCAUAUUGCGAGCUAUUGGAGAAUGGGGUCUUCAUGGCAAGGUUUUCAGCAUUAUACUGGAUGAUGCAUUCAGUGAUGAUUCUGUGGCUUCAAACGUCAAAGCCAGUCUUCAGGAAUGCAACAAAGUCGCUGCAAAUCAGAGCUUGUUUGUUGUACGUUAUGCAACUUAUUUACUUGAUCAGGUUAUUCAGAUAAUUUCAGCUGGUGUCUUUGACAAGUUGUGGGAUGUGAAGAAAGAGGUGCAUCUCAAGGCUGAUAUGUACAAGCAACCUCUUUACCUCUACAGGGAGGAGGAAGCAUUUUCCAAUAUAGAUAUAUCUUAA